GUGCUGAAGCCUAGCGUGAACUGUGCAUAUCAGAACAUCGCAUUUAAAAUAGCAAAAACGAUAUUACCGGGUUGGUAUUUUUGUAGACAUCUAAAACAUAUGGAUCGCCCGUGCUUUGUUUUUAAAACAGGCUAAUUUGUCUCAUUCGAGGAGGAAAUAAAUCAGCAAAGCUAGCAGAAGUAGCAGCAUUAGUGGAGACUCGAAUAACUGGAGGAGUUGCUUUACACGUUGGCUGUCACUAGAUCAUCUGUCAGCUAACACGUCAAGUACCAUAUUCCGCACUCGUCCGCGGUGUGUAACGUUUUUCAAACAGCUAGAUAACUCUGCUCAAGUCGUCGUUUAUGGGAUCACCAUGUCCAUGAAGCCGCAGGCCGGUGGUAAUCGCAAACCCGGCGGAAGCAACAGCGGAGCCGCUGCGGCCUCCGGCACCGGGGGAGCAGGAGGUGUCGGACGCCAGAACAUGGGCAGAGGACGCAACAAUGCCAAAGGACCCUCCACUGCAGUGGCCUUCAGUGGAGUUUAUGCAAACAUGAGGAUGGUUCAUGUUUUGACUUCAGUUGUGGGAACCAAAUGUGAGCUUAAGGUCAAAAAUGGUCUGAUCUAUGAAGGAGUUUUUAAAACAUAUGGCCCAGAGUGUGAUAUUGUACUGGAUGCUGCACACAGGAAGAGUGUAGAGCCUAUUGUGGGCCCUCGUCGUGAGGAUAUUGUGGAAAGCAUCAUCUUUAAGUCUUCUGAUGUAGUGGUGGUGCAUUUUAAAGAUGUGGACCUGAACUAUGCCAAGAAAGUCUCAUCUGAUGCAGAUAACUUCACAGACAGUGCAGUUAGUGCUCGUGUGAAUGGGGAGCACAAAGAGAAGGAUCUGCAGCCCUGGGAUGGAGGAGAGCAGCACAUCUCGGGCAGUCUGGAAUCUCUUGAUACAGACCUGUGUAACGGUUGGGAUCCUGAUGAAAUGUUUAAAUACAACGAGGAGACUUACGGUUUGAAGUCCACCUAUGACAGCAGCUUGUCUUCAUACACGGUGCCCUUGGAGCGAGACAACUCGGAGGAGUUCCUCAAGCGGGAGGCUCGUGCAGCACAGCUGGCAGACGAGAUUGAGGCUAGCGCCAGCUACAAGGCCCGCGUGGCCCUGGAGAAUGACGAGCGGUCAGAGGAAGAGAAAUAUACUGCUGUGGUGCGUGGAGAGAGAGAGCUUCACAGCCUCAACAGGGAGAAUAAAUACAUUCCCCCUGUUCAGAGGAACAAAGAAGCAGGCAUGUCAUGGGGAGCUGGCCGUCACCCACACCCAGCUGGGCCACCUGCACCCAGAUCUGGACCUCACGACUACAACACAGAUCAGCGUGUAGUCAAUGGAGGUGCUCACCCUUGGCCCACACGCUGCCCAUCUCCCUCCUCUCGCACUCCGUCUCGUUACCAGUCAGGCCCCACCAACUCUCUCCCGCCCCGGGCGGCCACGCCCACCAGGCCUCCCUCCAGACCCCCAUCCAGGCCCUCGAGGCCCCUGUCUCACCCCUCUGCUCAUGGCUCCCUGGGGCAAAUGUCCACCAUCCCAAAACGCCUGUCCUCAGAAGGUCCUCCACGAAUGUCUCCCAAGUCACAGCGGACCCCCAGACCUCAUAGAGUGGCUUCAUGUCGGGGCUGUGGGCCUCCUGCUGGGGAUUUCAUGUCUCAAGGUGCAGCGGAGGGUUCAGCUCCUCCACCUGCUCGCAGCAGCCCAUCUGGAGGAACCUGGUCAUCUGUUGUUAGUGGUGCGCACAGACCUCGUUCACCUCGACAGAGUAGCGUUGGCGGAGGUGCCCAGAACCCCUCUUGUGUGUCUUCCCCUCAGGCUGGCACAGUGCCAGUCGACUCUGUAACAGUUUCCACAACAGCGACAUCACCCACAGCAGCAAACCCAGCCACCAACCUGGAUGCAUCUCCAAUAGAACAGGCCAAAGAGUCAAGAAUACUAGAGGCAAGGCAGAAUUCUCCCAACGCCAACAAGGAGAAUGUGAAGCCUCUUGAAAGUUCUCGAUCCAUCAGCAAAGGACCUCCCAGCAUGGCGUCAGACCACCGGAAACAACUAGAUAAUUUAAAGCAAUUUAGUGAUAAUUUCAGGUUGCAGUCCAGCUCAAAUCCAGAUCCAGUGUUUGAGCCCAUGGUGAACAAGUCUCCACGGGACCUAGGGGAAAAGCCAAAGGAUCAACAAGUUGACAAGAACGCAGGAGAUUCAACAGGACCCAAAGUCUCCACAGAGUCCUCCAAUUGUGAAGAGGGCUCCACUGCCGUUCAUCUGAGCAUCGGACCAACAGGAAGUAAAACUGGAACCGCUUCGCUGUCUCCCUCCACUGCCGUAGCGGAGCAGAAACGAGGGCCUGAUGUGACAUCUCAGGGCGUCCAGACCAGCUCACCUCUUGCCAAUACUGCUGCAAAAGAUAAAGACGAUAAGGAGGAAAAGAAUGACCCUGUAGCAGAGAGUGUUAGAAAAUCUACUCUCAAUCCCAAUGCCAAGGAGUUUAACCCAAGAGUGUUUUGUUCCCCUCCCAAACCAGCAACAACUCCCACCCUGACUCGGCCCCAGGGUCAGCCUAGCCCUUCCAUUGUAGUACAACAGCCCCCUACCGUCUAUGGCCAGGCAAUGUUCCAGAUGUAUCCUCUGACUCCCGUCAGUCCUGGCGUACAGAAAAGCAUUAUCUGGAAGCCUCCAGCCAUGUACUCUGUUCCAGUUCCUCAUAUGACUAUGAGCCAGACCAAGCCCUACAGACCAGGUAAAGUACCAAACAUGCCACAGCAAAGACCAGACCAGCAUCACCCACCUGGCACGUCUACAAUGAUGCAUCCGGCUACAGCUGCCGGGCCACCCAUCGUGGCACCGAACCCUACCUACUCCACCCAGUACUUCACUUGUAGCCCCCAGCAGUUUGCCAGCCAACCUCUGGUACAACAGAUGUCCCACUACCAGUCCCAGGCCCAUCACAUGUUCAGUCCUAUGAUCCAGGGCAGUGCGAGGAUGAUCACCUCACCUGCCCACGCUCAGCCCAGCCUGGUGUCCUCUUCCACCACUCAGUAUGGUGAGCAGACGCAUACUAUGUAUGUGUCUCCAGCUCCCAUUCAGCAAUUUUCCCACCCAAGCUCCACCCUGCACCCCCACCCGCAGCACCCUCAACCCUCUGCCACCCCGACAGGACAACCCCAGCAGGGUACCCAGCAUGGAGGCAGCCACCCGGCCCCCAGUCCCUUCCAGCAUCCCCAGCACCAGGCGGCGGGCACCCCAGCCCAGGCCAUGCACUUGGGCAACCCCCAACAGCAGCAGAUGUACUCUACCCUUGCUCAUACCCCACCUUCUAUGACCCCAGGCCCUAACCCUCAGUCCCCUCAAGCCAGUUUCCCCUCCGCCCAGCAGGCCGUAUACAUUCACCCCCAGCAGAUGCAGCAUGGGUACAACCAUAACCAUAUGGCUCAUGUACAGCAGGCUCACAUGCAGUCAGGGAUGGUGCCUCAACAUCAUGGCACUCCUUCCCACCCACACAUGAUGUUGAUGGCCACACAGGCCCCUGGUGGCCCCCAGCCUGGACUUCCCCAAGGCACUCUAAACCCCAUCUCAGUGUCUUCGACCACACCAUACCCCCCCUACGCUCUAACCCCUGUACAAGGUCACCAUCAACAGCAGCUGUAAAGGACGAAGAACAGCAGUCGAGUGGCACCUGAUCCAUCUGGCCUCACCCACCACCUACUGGCCAACCAAUCUUUACCUUUCUUUAAAAAGCCCCUAAAUGGCCACAAGAACUUGAGUCAUGCUGCUCUACUGCAACCCACCAACAGUGAUUUAAAAAAAAAAGCUAACAGGCGAAGAUGUAGUGAACUGUGGCUUUUAAAAAGAGAAAAGAAAAGAG
Messenger RNA from Triplophysa rosa, 3869 nucleotides. It is a transcript of the gene atxn2, whose product is annotated as ataxin 2. Gene Ontology annotation, cellular component: cytoplasmic stress granule. Gene Ontology annotation, biological process: cytoplasmic stress granule assembly. The record is from RefSeq and is a predicted model, not a curated record. Gene Ontology annotation, molecular function: RNA binding. The transcript has 25 exons. NCBI's taxonomy places the organism in Eukaryota, Metazoa, Chordata, Actinopteri, Cypriniformes, Nemacheilidae. Bases 353 to 3652 code for a protein of 1099 amino acids.